Molecule: messenger RNA, 624 nt
Organism: Rhizophagus irregularis DAOM 181602=DAOM 197198
Lineage: Eukaryota; Fungi; Glomeromycota; Glomeromycetes; Glomerales; Glomeraceae
Source: RefSeq, a predicted model, not a curated record
AUGACGCGUUUGAUAACAAUUCUACCCACAAUUUUCCGCUCUUCCCGGUCACCAACAUAUUCUUUCUCAACAACAAUACGCUUUUCUUCAACGAAAUUCUCUUCCUCAACAACACGCUCCUCCACUUCACCUCAAAAUUUAAAUCAACUUGAACAAGGAUUACAUUAUAAGUUAAUAAAUAAGUGGACAUGUAAAGAAAUCAAUAUUUUACUUGAUUAUAUUAAAGAAAAUUAUUCAGCUUGGUCUGAAGGAAAUAAAACUAGUUUUUAUGAUGAUAUUGCAAAGAAUGUUUUACCUAAAAAAGGGGGAAUGUCAAUUAAAAGUAAAAUUAGUGGAUUAAUAAAGAAUUAUAUAUUAAUUAAAGAAGCAAUUAGUAAGAAAACAGGUAUCAUUGAGAAAGAAGCAUUUGAAAAACUUAAAAAUAAUGUUGAAGUUAUAACUAUUAAAAUGAAUCAAUUGCAAGAAAGAAUAUUGGAAAAAAAAUUGUUAUUAGAAAAGGAACAAUUAGAAGUUGAAAAGAAAAGGUUGGCAUAUAAAAUAAAAAGAUUAAAAAUGGAUUUUAAAUUAAAAAUGAAAGAAUUAGAAUUGAAAAAAUUAGAAUUAAAAUUACAAAAAAAAGUAUAG